Paramecium sonneborni is the source of this 788-nucleotide messenger RNA. The record is from the annotation of a GenBank genome assembly. NCBI's taxonomy places the organism in Eukaryota, Ciliophora, Oligohymenophorea, Peniculida, Parameciidae.
AUGUUAUUUUAAUAAAAACAAUUGUAAUAUAUAUUAUAAUUUAUUAAGCGAAUAAACGGAAUUCGUAUAGCUAAUAUAUUAAGUCUUACUGUUGUGUGUAUAUAUUUUAAAUAAAUUCAUGUUAAAUACUUUUUAUGUACAAUAGCCAUACUUCUAUCCUUUAGGAUACCAAUAUUUUAUGAUACCAACACCAAUUGCAUUAUCUAAUACCUAGAUUAUUAAUCCUUAAAUUUAGGUUAUGGAUAAAAUCACUUAAACAAAUAAUAUAUCCUCUGAAUUGAACCAAUUAUCAGGAUAACAAAAAGAAAAAUCUAUAUCUGAAACCGAAAGUUAACUUGAUUCUUAUAGUAAUAAUGAAGAAAUGAGAGAUACUUCUAUACAUUCUAAAUCUAAUAAGCUUAAACAAAGCAAGAAAAUUUAAAAACCGAACUUUUUAGUUAAAUCCACAAAUAUAUAAAAAAAUUAUGCAAAAGCUAUAGUUUAAUAUGCUUGUCGUUAACGCUCCAUAAUUUUUGAUACGUUAGGAGAUGAUCGUGGAUAAGAAUUCCUUCAGUUGAUGAAUCGUCUUAAAAAUAGAUUAAGAAAUAUUGGACAUAUUACAAGAUAUACUCAUUUUGAAGACUUUUUAUAAUUGUUCAGAAUUUUAGGGUAUGUUAAGUUUUGAUAAUUAUAGAAACAAUUUUAUGAAAAAAGAGUCAGUUUGUUAUAUUUACAAUUCUAAGAUUUAAUAAAAGAGUUGUCAUUUGUCCAAUAUGUCAUUUGUAAGGAAUUCUUUAUUAAAAUAUUGA